AGUUCCCGUCUGUGAUCGACCAGAUACUGGAGUUUAGUGAAAGCGCACAGCAACGAGGAGCCGUAUGGAAUAUCGUAUGCCGCCAUAGAACAAAGUACACUUCCUCCCUCACUCCAACCUCUUCUGUAUUCAGCGACCACAUCGUAUAGCGAGGCAACAUGGCGGGCAUCUUCGAGCAACCGCGCAACGCCGGCACCCUCUUCCUCGGCGGCCAGAAGAUCUCCGGGCAGGACAUUCGUGACCAGAAUGUACUCGCCACCCAAGCCAUCGCCAACAUUGUCAAGUCCUCCUUUGGCCCCUCCGGGCUUGACAAGAUGAUGGUGGACGAUAUCGGCGACGUAACAGUGACCAACGACGGUGCCACCAUCCUCAGUCUCCUCAGCGUCGACCACCCGGCCGGCAAGAUCCUCGUCGACCUCGCGCAACAACAAGACAAAGAAGUCGGCGACGGCACCACCAGCGUCGUCCUCAUCGCCGCCGAACUACUACGCCGAGCAAACGAGCUAAUGCGAAUGCGCAUCCACCCCACCACAGUCAUAACCGGGUACCGCCUUGCCCUCCGCGAAGCAGUCCGGUACAUGAACGACAACAUCAGCCUCAAAGUCGACUCCUUAGGCCGCGAAUCCCUCCUUAACAUCGCCCGCACCAGCAUGUCCUCUAAAAUCAUCGGCGCCGACUCCGACUUCUUCGCCAACCUCGUCGUCGACGCCAUCACCAGCGUCAAAACCACAAACGCCCGCGCCGAAGUCAAAUACCCCGUCAAAGCCGUCAACGUCCUGAAAGCGCACGGUAAAUCCGCAACCGAGUCCGUGUUGGUGAAAGGCUACGCAUUGAACUGCACAGUUGCGUCGCAGGCCAUGAGGACAAGAAUCACCGACGCCAAGAUCGCGAUAUUGGACAUGAAUCUCCAAAAAGAACGCAUGAAAAUGGGCGUCAACGUCGUUAUCGACGAUCCGGCGCAACUCGAGAAAAUCCGCGAGCGCGAAUCCUCCCUCGUCAUCGAACGCGUGGAAAUGAUCCUCAAAUCCGGCGCCAACGUCAUCCUCACCACCAAGGGCAUCGACGACCUCUGCCUCAAGCAUUUCGUCGAGAAGAACGCGAUGGCUGUGCGACGGUGUAAGAAGGAGGAUCUUCGACGUAUUGCGAAGGCGACAGGGGCGACGAUGGUCAGUACGUUGGCGGAUAUGAACGGGGACGAGGUGUUUGAGAAGAGCAAUUUGGGGUCUGCGGAGGAGGUGGUGCAAGAAAGAAUCAGCGACGACGAAUGCAUUCUCGUCAAGGGACCGAAAGUACACACAGCCGCCUCGAUUAUUCUGCGAGGACCGAAUGAGUAUUCGUUGGAUGAGAUGGAGAGGUCCGUCCACGACUCCCUCUCCGCCGUCAAGCGGACGCUGGAAUCUGGGAGGAUUGUGCCAGGUGGUGGCGCGGUGGAGACGGCCCUACACAUAUAUCUCGAGGAGUGGGCUACCAGCGUCGGUUCGAGAGAACAACUCUCCAUCGCCGCGUUCGCCGCCGCCCUCCUCACCGUCCCCACCACACUCGCCGUAAACGCCGCGAAAGACUCCGCGGAACUCGUCGCCCAACUCCGUUCCCGCCACGCACUCUCCCAACGAACCGCCGAUCCCGCGCCCUCAUCACAUGCACCUGCGAAUGCUGCGACGCCGCCGAAUCCGCAACGGACGUCAUCGGCACAACAGGUCUACGACGCCGACGCCAAAGCCCUAGCAAAAGCCAAGGGCUACAAGAACUACGGCCUCGACCUGACGAAAGGACGCGUGCACGACUGCGUGAAAGCUGGCGUGCUGGAACCCAGUAUGAGUAAAGUCAAGCAGUUGAAAAGUGCGGUGGAGGCUUGUGUGGCGAUUAUGAGGAUAGAUACGCUGAUUAAGCUUGACCCGGAGCAGAGGGGAGGCGGUGGAGGGGAGGACGGGCAUGGGGAUAUGUAAGCUUCCUCUGACUACCACUUGAGGACGAGUACGGUGCUUCCUUGCAUUGAGCGAUGGCGUUGCCAUUAAUGGCAAGGAUGUGCAUGUAUGUGCUUAUGCUACAGUACAGACUACGAAAGAUACAAGGUUAUGUCACGUAAGAAUGACAGACAGACAGCCAGCCAACGGUUCAUCUGAUCAUCAGCAGCAGUACUUUUUACCCACCCAAAACGCCUUGCACCCCAUCUACCCACUCCUCAUCAACAGUGUUGCUUAUUAACCCUCCCGAAUCUGACAUCUCAACCCCACCACCUCCCUCCGCAACCUCGCCUUCUCCCUCCUCUCCCUCCCCACCUCCUCCUGCGCCUCCCUUAACUGCCUCCUCAGCUCUUCCACCCCAUCCCCACCCCUUACCACCCCCAAAACCCGCCCCAAC
Messenger RNA from Baudoinia panamericana UAMH 10762, 2361 nucleotides. RefSeq lists its product as uncharacterized. Gene Ontology annotation, biological process: protein folding. Lineage: Eukaryota; Fungi; Ascomycota; Dothideomycetes; Mycosphaerellales; Teratosphaeriaceae. The record is from RefSeq and is a predicted model, not a curated record. The transcript has 3 exons. Gene Ontology annotation, cellular component: chaperonin-containing T-complex. Gene Ontology annotation, molecular function: ATP hydrolysis activity; ATP binding; ATP-dependent protein folding chaperone. Bases 159 to 1946 code for a protein of 595 amino acids.